Messenger RNA from Salvia hispanica, 1040 nucleotides. RefSeq lists its product as uncharacterized. Gene Ontology annotation, molecular function: ubiquitin protein ligase activity. The record is from RefSeq and is a predicted model, not a curated record. Lineage: Eukaryota; Viridiplantae; Streptophyta; Magnoliopsida; Lamiales; Lamiaceae.
AAAACAUUUUCCACGCCAACAAUGAACAAUCCCUCCCAUUGUUGAAAAUUCGUACGAGGGAAGGGAUUUCACCCCUCCGCAUCUCUUCUUCAACAAAAUCAUCCAAAAAUCUAUCUCCCCCGCCUACAAUCAAAUUUUCGAAAUGGAAAACGAAGCAGAGUAUCACGACGCUUACGAAGAUUUCAGAGAUAAACCCAACGAAAACGCAAUGAUCGCUAAAGAUGAGGAUUUUGGCGAGGGUGAUGAUGUGUGCCCCAUCUGUUUGGACACCUUCACCAUCCCAUGCAAAUCCAAUUGUGGUCACUUGUUUUGCGGGGGUUGCGUUCUGCAAUUGUGGAUGUAUAGAUACUCGAUUCAGCCCUGCAAAUGCCCGUUGUGCUGCUGCAGAAUUGUGAAUUUGGAGGUGCAAGCAUCUGAACAAGCUGAUAAUGCCGGUCGGGUCACAAAGGAAGUGCAGCACUACAAUGGCCUCUACAUCCCUGGCCUCUUUGGCUCGCUCCAUACAUUACCAUUACUAAUGGGGAGGAUAUUCAGAGUUCUAGUGGAUCUUGAUUAUUUGAGAGCCAUCUACUACGUACUACGCAUCAUAGGGUUAUUUCUGGGAUUCAUCUAUGAACUGCUCGAGUUUGAGUUUUUACCAACUGGAGGGUUGGGAAUCCAUAGAAUGUUCGAUCUCAUCGCUAGCUUGCUCGUUGCUGCUCUUUUUGUGGUAGGUGUGGUUUAUAAAUGGUCGCUUAAACGUCGUGCCAGACUCUUGGUAGUAGUAGAUACUUCGCUCAGGAAUGUCACUUGAUUUUGCUGUUUAUGUCCAACACCAUUGUUAAGUGUUGUGCUUAGAUAGCAUUUGUAUCAUAUAUUAACAUAUAGGUAGAUGUUAAUUAUAACUGAAUGUAAAAAAGUCUGAAUUUCGUGUAUAUAGUAGAAUGUAGGUUGCUAUGCCAUUUUGUUACAUCCCACAUUAAAGUGGAGGACUACCGCAUUAAAAUGAUAUGUAUAUGUCAUUUUGAUAUACAGUAUAUUAAGAGAGAUAUUUGUUAUUA